Sesamum indicum (sesame) is the source of this 754-nucleotide messenger RNA. RefSeq names its product blue copper protein 1a. Gene Ontology annotation, molecular function: electron transfer activity. The record is from RefSeq and is a predicted model, not a curated record. Gene Ontology annotation, cellular component: plasma membrane. NCBI's taxonomy places the organism in Eukaryota, Viridiplantae, Streptophyta, Magnoliopsida, Lamiales, Pedaliaceae.
UCUCUCAUCUUCAGCACACACAAACACCAAUAAUCUUGAUCAUCUUCAACAGAUAAUUAAGUCAGACCAUUUCAAAGUUCCAUAAUGGCCUCCAGAGCUUUCUUGAUUACGAUCAUCGUCGUCGUUGCAGCAGCCGCUCCAGCUUUGGCCACGGAUUACAUGGUUGGAGACGACGCCGGCUGGAAUUUAGGCGUUAAUUUCACUACAUGGGCCGCAGGGAAGGACUUCCGCGUAGGCGACACUAUCAUGUUCAUGUACACACCGGGAACUCACAACGUUUUGAAGGUGAACGGAGCUGAUUUCAAGCAAUGUGUUUCCUCAAAUGCAUCAGCAGUCCCUUUAACGUCAGGAAAUGACGUGAUUGCCCUUUCCACCCCAGGGAAGAAGUGGUACAUUUGUGACGUUGCCGACCACUGCUCCAAGGGGAUGAAGCUCGUCAUCACCGUCUCCGAAGCUGAGGCCCCGACCCCCGCCCCCGUGCCCGGAUCGCCCUCCCUAACGCCACCAGCGACGUCGACGGCCGGUGGAGUCUCUCCAUUGAAAUCUUGUGUGUGGAUGGUGACGGUGAUGGCUGCCUGUAGGAUGAUCAUGGCUUAAGUAGAAGAGAGAAAUAAGCUUUAUUUUGGCAUUGGACUUUUCAUCGAUUCUUUUUCUUAUAUCUUUUUUCGUUUUUAAAUUAUUUUUGGGAUUUGUGGACAAGAUAUUGUUUUCUUGUUCUUUUUUAAAUAAAAGUACAAAUUAUUUUAUAUAAUUA